Messenger RNA from Parnassius apollo (apollo), 315 nucleotides. The record is from the annotation of a GenBank genome assembly. Lineage: Eukaryota; Metazoa; Arthropoda; Insecta; Lepidoptera; Papilionidae.
AUGAGCGACGGCCCUCUAUGGAUACCAUUGGUGGAGGGGGAGUGUGCACACUGCAGGGACAAGUGGUGGGCGCAUUUCCUGUAUAUCAACAACUUCCUUGAACCGAACGAAAAGUGCCUGAUGCAUACAUGGUUUCUCGCGACGGACAUGCAACUUUAUGUAUUGGCGGGCUUUCUGACUCUCACCUUGGGCCGGUCACCGCGCAGAGCUGUCAAGGUCCUAAGCUGCCUUUUUGUUUGCGCAGUCGUUGCCAAUUUUGCUAUCGCCUACAACUGGAACUUGAAACCAGUGCUCUUUCUCAGUUAUCCCAAGUAA